Molecule: messenger RNA, 1597 nt
Organism: Leptidea sinapis
Lineage: Eukaryota; Metazoa; Arthropoda; Insecta; Lepidoptera; Pieridae
Product: targeting protein for Xklp2-like
Exons: 1
Coding region: 147-1484 (445 amino acids)
Biological process (GO): regulation of mitotic spindle organization; activation of protein kinase activity
Cellular component (GO): microtubule; spindle
Source: RefSeq, a predicted model, not a curated record
GCAGAAGAUUUUGUCGAAUGUCAAGCCAUCUGACAGCCUAGUCGCUGACGUAGCCUCAUUGUUUGAAUUUAUCGUUUUUCGAAUUUUAACGGUAGCUGCCUAGCGAAACUUUAAAUCUAGUUGUUAAUUGUUGGUGGCUGCACAACAUGGGUGAUAACUUUGUAACAAACUUCCCUGGUGAGAUAUAUUUUACACCUAAUGGAACCCUUCGUAUAAAAGAAGAACGAUUAACACCAGAACAUGAAGACCAAUUGAUUACAAUGAGAAAAUCUUUUUCUAUGAGUGACCUCACUUCGAUUGAUGACGGCAUGAACAAUUUAAAUUUUACUGAUAAAGGUGACAAAGCUAGUCCAGCAAACGAAUUCAUAUCAAUGGCAGAAGCUUUAUUCCAUUACCAAAGGGACACUCCAGGUCGAUUUCAUUCUAGAAAACCACAAAAAUUUCAAUCUUUUAAUACUCUUAGAAGUGGGUUAACUGUAGCUCAAUCUCCAAUGCUGAGGUGCAAAGCGCGAAUGCGUCCACGUUAUGUCUUGUCUCAGAGGGAAAGAGAAGAUUUAGAAUUUGAAGAAUUAAAAAAAAUAAAAAUCAAGGCGAAUCCAGUCCCUAAAUCAGUCCUGUGUGAACCCCACCCCUUACCAGAAGUGCCAAAAAAACCAACUACUGUGAUUGAACCAUUCAAUCUAACUGAAAUUCAGAAAAAGAUUGUCAGGUCACCAGAGAAAAAAAAUUUUUUCAAAGCUCGCCCUGCACCUAAAAACAUAUUAGAAAAACCCGAUGUACCGGUAAGGACACAAUCACACUUGCUUUCUCCUUUACCUAAUCAGACAAAAAAGAUUAAUUUCAAUGAUAAUGUCAAAAAAGUUGCUAGUAAUAAAUCAAAUCAUGCCGUAAAGCAAACGGUAAAGAUCGACCAAAGAUCUGCAAUAACUGUACCAUUUUCCUUUGAGAAGAGAGAUGAAGAGUUAAAAAGACGUAGAGAUGAAAGAAUAAAGCAUCAGAUAGAAGAAGAACGUAGAAUGGCUUCACAGUUUAAGGCACAACCACUGCCCCCGUGUGUGAAAAAGCAAUUGCAAAGUUCUAAUGGAAGUGCAUCCUCAUCUACUUCAGAUAAAGAAAACCAUGUGGUAAAGUUUGAAGCUAAGCCACCAACUGUUUUAUAUAAGGCACCUUUCAAACCUGUCCGCAAAUUGACUGGACACACUAAACUGGCACCAUUUGAAUUAACAUCAGAUAAAAGAGCCGCAGAACGACAAAAGUUUGAAGAGCAAUUGAAAGAGAAGGAAGAAGAAGAAAGGAAACAAAAGGAGCUAAAGGAAAAGGAACAACAAGAAAAAGAGCAGAAGGCUAUAGCCAAGUCGCGUGCUCAAUUAGUGCAUCAUGCCAAGCCAGUCCCAAAUCUUAAUCCAAUCUUGCCAGAAAAAAUCAAACUUCCGUUAACUGUUCCUGAAACCCCCAAAUUUGUUAGACGUUUAAAUAAUAAAUGAUUUCUAAUAAUGUAAGACUGAAUAUUUUUGUUUAUGAAAUUAUGAUCUUUUAAAAGUUUUUGAUGUUUUAAAAUAGUUUUUUAAUUGAAUAAAUAAUAUUUGAAUGCUUUAUA